Eriocheir sinensis (Chinese mitten crab) is the source of this 1885-nucleotide messenger RNA. It is a transcript of the gene Ogg1, whose product is annotated as N-glycosylase/DNA lyase-like. The transcript is spliced from 5 exons. Gene Ontology annotation, biological process: base-excision repair; base-excision repair, AP site formation; nucleotide-excision repair. Gene Ontology annotation, cellular component: nucleus. Lineage: Eukaryota; Metazoa; Arthropoda; Malacostraca; Decapoda; Varunidae. The annotation marks the transcript as partial. The record is from RefSeq and is a predicted model, not a curated record. Gene Ontology annotation, molecular function: 8-oxo-7,8-dihydroguanine DNA N-glycosylase activity; damaged DNA binding.
UUUCAUUUCAGAUGGUGCGAAAUCAGUCCAGGAAAGUGGCGGGGAGUCAUAGGAAAAGAGGUGUGGACCCUAUCACAAGAUGACUCCCACAUACACUACUGCAUUUACCCUUCCUGCAAGAAAAUAGGGAAUCAAGAGCAAUUUAGACUGAUUCCAAAACAAAAAAAAAUAAGAACUUCAUAUAACUUGAACACCAGUCAACAAAACUAUGAUGCAGUUCUGAAAGAUUAUUUCCAAUUAGAUUUUUCCUUGAAGAAAAUGUACAGUGACUGGAAAGCUGCAGAUUCAAACUUCAGUAGAGUUUGCUCUAAAUUUCCAGGUGUUCGCAUACUUAAUCAAGAUCCUGUUGAAAAUGUGUUUUCAUUUAUUUGUUCUUCAAAUAACAAUAUCCAAAGAAUUUCCAGUCUUGUUGAGCGACUGUGUCUACUGUAUGGCACUAAGAUCACUGUGCUUGAUGGCACUACUUGGCACUCCUUCCCAAAUGUGUCAUCUUUGGCAGCUGAUGGAGUGGAGGAGACUCUCAGGGCGCAAGGCUUUGGUUACAGAGCCAAAUUCAUCCACAAAUCAGCCCAGAUGAUCAUGAAAAAAGGGGGCGAGGCUUGGCUUCAUUCAUUGAGAUCAUUGCCUUAUGAAGAGUGCCAUGCUCAGUUGAUGACCCUCCAUGGUAUUGGAGCAAAAGUGAGUGACUGCAUCUGCUUGAUGUCCAUGGGCCACCUGAAUGCCAUCCCAGUGGACACACACGUAUUCCAGAUUGCAGCUCGGGACUACUUGCCCCACUUACGCUCCUGCAAGUCCCUAACAAAGAAAGUGUACUCUGAGAUAGCUGAUCAUUUUCGUGUUGUAUUUGGUGAAUAUGCAGGUUGGGCCCAUUCGGUAUUGUUUACUGCUGAUCUGAAGAAGUUUGAAAAUGUGAAGCCCGAAAAUAACUCUUCAAAAAGGCAAAAGACUCAAAAGGGUAGUGCAAAGUAGAAAUUGAUAAAAGUGCCACUGUGUAAAAACAUCAUUGCUAGAGGUUCAUCAGCAUUGCAAAAGUCAUUCAUAAGUUGAGACAUGAAAGUUACAUAAGUUCUUUCUUUUAUCCCAUUAUUUCUUCAUAUUCAUUUACAACUUUAAAUUAUGUACAGCAUUAGACAAAGAUUUGAAUCUUUUAAGUUGCUUGUGAAACAUGAACACUGGAUAGUGACUUGGAAAAGCAUGUUGGUGCCUUUGGGACCAAGUGCCUUCACAGGAUCUUGGGGUUUCAAUAAAAUAACUUUGUGUCGAAACAGCAACUACGUGAUGAAACUUGAGUCAAAGUCCAUUUACCAGCUUAGUCUGUGAACGCCAUCUCUGGUUAUGGGCAUGUGGCACAAUUCCAAAACAUCAAUCCUGCUCAUAGGAUUGUUUUUGUACAAAACAAGUGGAGAAGACAAAUGGGGUGCAUACAUAACUCAUGGCUGGGGCAAGUUGAUCAGUCCUGCUGAGAGGGACUUGUGAUGGAUACGGUAGCUACAUGAGGGCUGCUCAAGGGGAUUGUUGGGGGUGAAGUGAGUGAAGCGAUGCACCCCCAGGCGUAUGCUCCACAUUAGUUAUAGUCAGACUCAGCUGUGAAGUCCUUUUGGACAGGGCCUGCUCAGGGAACCCACUGGCUGUAGCAUUGCCAAACCUAGCUUUUUUUAUCCAAGGACAGCCGAUGGCUCUGCUUCCAUCACAUUGUAAAUAAGUUCUUUCUUCCAUCUGUGGAGUACAUGAGAGCAUGUUGGAGUAGCUGUGUUGUCAUCAGCCAGACUGAUAAGCACCAUUAUGCUUUGGUAAAUGCUGAAUUUACCUGUUUUUUGCUCAAUCCAUUACUCAAUCCCUACAGUGUUGACCCCCAUGAAAUAAAAAGUUUUUAGUGCCGUUGAUC